Argentina anserina (silverweed cinquefoil) is the source of this 1426-nucleotide messenger RNA. RefSeq names its product CMP-sialic acid transporter 1. Lineage: Eukaryota; Viridiplantae; Streptophyta; Magnoliopsida; Rosales; Rosaceae. Gene Ontology annotation, biological process: pyrimidine nucleotide-sugar transmembrane transport. The transcript is spliced from 8 exons. Gene Ontology annotation, cellular component: Golgi membrane. Bases 121 to 1116 code for a protein of 331 amino acids. The record is from RefSeq and is a predicted model, not a curated record. Gene Ontology annotation, molecular function: sialic acid transmembrane transporter activity; pyrimidine nucleotide-sugar transmembrane transporter activity.
CCAGAUACACAGUAAUGCCCAAAUCACUGCACAACUCGUUCACUAAAUCCAUAGAGUAAGAGCCUUUAUGCGAACCCAGCGACCUCUUGAGUCACUUUGGAGAAGAAGAAGACGACGACGAUGCAGUGGUACUUUGUUGCUGCGCUGCUCACCGUUCUCACCAGCUCUCAGGGAAUCUUGACAACACUCUCUCAAAGUAAUGGCAAAUAUAAGUAUGACUAUGCAACUGUUCCAUUUCUUGCUGAAGUAUUCAAGCUAGCAGUGUCCUGUGUAUUUCUUUGGCGAGAGUGUCGCACAUCCCUUUCUGUUCGAAUGACUACAGAUUGGAAGAGUGUGCGCUUAUAUCCUAUUCCGUCAAUCAUAUAUCUAGUUCAUAACAAUGUUCAGUUUGCUACUCUUGUUUAUGUGGAUACUUCCACAUAUCAGAUAAUGGGUAAUCUGAAAAUUGUUACCACGGGCAUAUUAUUCAGGUUAUUUCUAAGAAGAAAACUUUCUAAUCUGCAAUGGAUGGCAAUUGUGUUAUUAGCUGUUGGAACGACCACAAGCCAGGUUAAAGGUUGUGGGGAAGCAUCAUGUGAUUCACUAUUCUCAGCACCAAUCCAAGGAUAUGCUCUGGGGAUCCUAUCUGCUUGUAUGUCAGCAUUGGCUGGUGUUUACACAGAGUUUCUUAUGAAGAAGAACAAUGAUAGCUUGUACUGGCAGAAUGUACAAUUGUAUACGUUUGGUGUGAUUUUCAAUAUGGCACGUCUUGUAUUCGAUGACUUUAGGGGUGGAUUUGAAAAUGGACCUUGGUGGCAACGCAUUUUCAAUGGCUAUAGUGUUACAACUUGGUUGGUGGUGUUAAAUCUUGGGUCUACUGGCUUGCUAGUCUCAUGGUUGAUGAAGUAUGCUGACAACAUUGUGAAGGUGUACUCUACUUCAAUGGCCAUGCUGCUGACAAUGGUCUUAUCUGUAUACCUUUUCACUUUCAAACCCACAUUGCAGCUCUUUUUGGGUAUUAUCAUCUGUAUGAUGUCACUACACAUGUACUUUGCCCCUCCAAACACGCUGGUGGAUUUACCAUUGCCUGUAAAAGCAACCCCUGAGGGUCUGAAAGAAGUUGCUGUUGUUGAAUGAAGAUCAAAGUUCUGAUGCUUCUCUUGUUUGGGGAAACUUAUGAUUUCGCAAUAGCUGUCAGAAUUCAGAGGUCAACUAAGUGUAGCUGGGAUACUGUUGAUGACGUAAAAGGUGGUGAGAAACUGGUUCAAUCAAUUACUUGAACAAAUUGAUCAGUUAGCUGAUAAUUUUGUGUUAUUUGUGCUGGAUAUACCUUCUAGAAACAUGCAUCUUUCGGGAAAAUUUAAAACUCUUGUUAGGUUGAUUGUCUAUAUCCUGAAUGCUUGAUAAUACGGAUUGCUCUUAUAUAUGGAAAUGAAGUUUUACCACC